Alternaria conjuncta is the source of this 1113-nucleotide messenger RNA. RefSeq lists its product as uncharacterized. The transcript has 3 exons. NCBI's taxonomy places the organism in Eukaryota, Fungi, Ascomycota, Dothideomycetes, Pleosporales, Pleosporaceae. Bases 1 to 1113 code for a protein of 370 amino acids. The record is from RefSeq and is a predicted model, not a curated record.
AUGCCGCGAGAUGAUCGAUCCGGAGAGUUCACCGGUGUCUUGGGCUUCUUCAUCUGUAUCUGCACUCUGCUAGUACUGCUUCGAUGCUACUGCAAGCUGGUCCUCGUGAAGAACUUCGCGGCCGAUGACUACUUCUCUGUUCUUACCCUGGCGGCCUUCUUGGUCUAUUGUAGCUCCGCGCUGCUAGGUGUCCAGAAUGGGACCGGGAAGCGACGAUAUCUCAUCCCGGAUGAAAAGUAUCCCAUCGGUAUGAAGUGGUGGUGGACUUGCGAGCCCACAUACGUUGUCACGAAUAUCUUCCUCAAGAUGAGCAUCGGCAUCUUCCUUCUGCGCAUUGCCCAGGAUAGAACCCAUCGCAUGAUUCUUUGGAUCGCCCUCAUCGCCAUCCAAGUAUACAGCGUGUACUUCUUCUUUGUCUUCACCUUCCAAUGCUGGCCUGUCUCGUUCUUCUGGGAACAGUUCCGCGGCGGCAAAGGACAUUGCAUCCCCUCUAGGUUCGUCGUGAACUCGUUCUACGGCUACUCUGCACUGUCCUGUGUCACGGACUGGACUUUCAGUAUUGUCCCAAUCUUCAUCGUGCACAACUUGCAGAUGGACAAGAGGAAGAAGAUGACAGUGGUUGUUGUACUCGCCUGCUGCGCUAUUGGCUCCACCGCAACAGUCGUCCGCAUCCCAUUCAUAAACGGCCUCAACGAUAUACCCGACUUCCUAUACACUACCACCGACGUCGCGAUAUGGUCUACCGUCGAAACCGGAAUCGGCCUUGCGACCUCCGCCGCCGCUACGCUCCGUCCCUUGCUCCGCCAGGUGUUUGGCGAAAUUUCCACGCAUGAUAGCGCCUCUCGCAAGCACUCGCGCAUGUGGAAUUCCGCCCACCCUUCACGAUCAGGGUACCUGGAACAAGGAAGCCAGCAAGGCGGAAACGAUAUCCAGCUCAGUAAUCACGAUUCGAAACAUCAUACUGUCCAUGUUACCAGCGGGAAUGCGAGUCCGAGUGGGAGUACGAUCGAGUUGAACAUGGACUGGGAGCAGGACAAAUAUAAUGCGUCGGCUGAUGCAGCUGCAGCGGGGCACAAUGGGAUUAUGAGGACAGUGAAGAUUACGCAGAUGUAG